UUUAUAUCGGCACCAUAGCAACAUAAGUAAACUAUACACUUUGUUUUGUGUGUGCGGCGGCUUCGUGUAAAGAUCGCCAUCGCCAGGCACCUGUUUCUUCUCAUUUUUUAAAACUUGAAGCAUCAUUUAUCUAUUGAAAUGGCGCUGCCAUUUUUACCUGGAAACUCAUUUAAUAAAAGUGUGAGUGUAAAUAAAUUUAAUGCGUAGAAAAUUUUUAAUUUAUGUUACUUUUUUGUGUGCUGUGCGAGUGUGAAUAAUGUUGUAUUAAACGUACAACUUAAACUUAAGCUUAAUAAUAUAAUUUGGACUAAUAAAUCGUUUUAUGCUUAUACCUAUACAAGUUAUAGCCUACUGUUAAUAUAAAACAGUGAGGUGUGUGAGUGUUGACUAGUUUAUUACUACUAUUUGGACAGAAAACCAAUUAUUAAUAAUAUAAUAAAGUGAUAAAAGUCUUGUAGGCUUUAACUAACAGAAGAUUGCCAAUAUAUUAUUAAUAUGUUAAAUAUGGAAGGGUCUAUUUAUAAGACAAUCAAUGAUUAAGUAUGAGGAUUCAAUAUUUUAAAUUAUAUUACCAUCAAUUUAUAUAAUUAUAGGCUAUUGACUUGUUUUCAUUUGUUGGAAAUUCUUAUAGAUUAAUUCAUACAAUGAAUGCUACAACUAAUAAUAAUAUUCAUUUCUACUUUUUUUUUUGUAGCUUGGAAAAACAAAGUUUCACAAAUCCCACCAUUUUGACGUUGAGAAUGAGACAUCGUUGAUGGUUGGUGCUCAAAAGCCAGGAAUUGGUGGUGAACCUCUUUUGGGUCAGAAAUAUAAACCAAGAAAUACAGUGUUUCCUCGUGGAGAUGGAACCUACUUGCCAUCAUGGGUUGCUUUUGAUAGACAGGUAAUUAUAUUUCUUAAUGACAUUGCUUGCCAUUUAAAAGAGACACACAAGAAAGUAUCAAUAAAGAUUCUAAUUUAUUGUGGGAAUAUUUUUUUAAUGAAAAAUAAUAAAAACCUCUCUUAAAUGUUUACAAAAUAUUGUUAUGGUAAUUGUGCGAUAAUAAACAGUUUCCUUAGAUCUUAAUCAUCUGAGCCUAAACCAAAUAUACAUUUUAGGUUCUGUCAUUCGAUGCUUUCUACCAAGAGGCUGUACAUGAAAAAAGAGAAGAGCAAUACAGAGUUAGAAAUUGCAAGAUUUAUUUUUAUCUGGAAGAUGAUUCUAUUCAAGUCCUUGAACCCCGUCUUAAGAAUGCUGGCAUACCUCAAGGUACAAUUUUUUCUUAAAGUUUCAAUAAAAAAUGAUUUAAUUGGCAAAGUAAAGAGUUUUAGGCAUUUAAUUUUACAAUAUGAGAAUUUUACUAAUUUCAGGCACUCUGAUUCGACGUCACAGAAUACCUCGCCCACCCCCAAAUGAUGAUGAAUUCUAUACAGCAGAGGAUUUCAAUAUUGGGUCAGAAAUCUGCCUUUAUUCUAAAGUAUUUAAGAUAACAGACUGUGAUCAGUUCACACAAAACUUUUUAAGAAAAAUGGGCACAAAUGUUCAACGACCUGCCAAUCCACCUGAAGAUCCAUACAUGAACUACAGGAAAGCUGUGAGUUAAAUAUUUUUCUUAUUAAAUUUAAUAAAGCUGAUUUUUUUCAUAUUGCCAAAUUAAUUUUAAAAAAUAAUUAAAAAAUCCAGUCACAUUCUUGAGCCAAUAAAAUAUUAUAAAAAAAGAGCGAUCAUUUUUUAAAGUGCAUAUUUUUUUUAAUUAAUGAAAGACUAAAAGAAAUGUUGAUCAAAUAUUAUUAAGAUUUUUUCUUAGAUUAUUUCUUGAUUUUAAAUUUCAAUCAAAGUUUCUUAAUAUGAAAUGAAAAUUAAUUACUUAAAUUUAAAAAAAAUUGCAGCAGAAACAUUUCAUCAUUUUCCUUAAUCUUCAUUAUGGACUAGCCACCUGUAGCUUAAUUUCAGUUGCAUCAUAUUUUACAAACAAUGUUUGAAAAUGUUUGAAAAGUAUUAAUCAAACAUUUUUUAUCAAUUUUUUAUUUAUUUCUAAAUAGACAAAUAAAUCAUACUUCGUAUUAAUUGUAGUCUCAAUAAUUAAAAAUGUUAAAUAUCAAAUUAAAUUUUUUAGAUUGAUGAUGCCAUGAAUCCAUUACGUCCUUAUGAAAAGUAUGACACACUUAAACAAUUUCUGGAUCAUGAUCGCCAUGUACUUCGGUUUUACUGUCAUUGGGAUGAUUCAGAAAGUUUGUUUGGAGAUGCAAGGGAGAUGAUUCUUCACUACUACUUAGCUGAUGAUACUAUGGAGAUCAGAGAGGUAGCCACAAAGAAUUCUAUUCUUCAUUUUAAAAGGAAAAAAUAAUAGUUCCAAUUAUAAUUUUAACUUUCCAAAAACAAAACUAGAAAUAUGUUAAGCAUUAUCCAUUUUAGAUUUUCUUUUGCAAAUCAGAUAUGAAAUUUAUUUAUUUAUAAUUAGGUAAAUGAUUUUAAUGUACUGUCUCUGAACACAGAUAUUUCAAAUGAGAUGCCAUAGCAAGUAUAUAAAGUCAAAACAUAAUUUAUUUCUUAUCUUAAUUUCUUGAAACCAUGCUACAGUGAGGUAUAGAAAAUCUUUUUAUCCCUCCAAGGAAUAUGAUAUUACACAACCUUUGUGUUCACAAAAAACUAAGAAACAGUCGUUCAAAAUCUAAUUUUUAAAUUAUUUUUUUAUUGUAUUUUGGCUAAAUGUAGUCCUGAAAAGUUUUAUUCUGUCUUAUAUUUAUAUUAAGUAUAAUCUUGGUUUACAUUAAAUUAAAAUACAGUUAAAUUCAAAGCUACCUGUAUUUCUUUGUCACAAGGUCAUACCUCCCAAUUCUGGACGUGAUGCUGUGCCAGUGUUUCUGAAACGAGGAAAACUACCCAAAAAUCCUUCCAGCCUUCCCCAGCCUGGAGUUAACACAGAUAGAACUGUGUUAAAUGUGUUUGGUCCAACAGGACAUGGAAGUCGUUAUAUACUGGAUAAUCUCAAGGUUCAAAGUUUAAGAUCAAGUCAAGUAGAUUAGAAGAUAUAUGAAAGGGGGGAAUAUUUUAAAAUAAUUAAAUGAUAUUAGUAGAUUUCUUUAGAGACCAAAGAUCGGAUUAUUUCAGAAAUGAAUCAUCAAUGUUUGUUUGAUGACAGAACUAUGGUUUAACAUUGUCUACCAGAGGGUUGUCCUACCAUUUCAAUAAAAAUGUAUAGUGAGAUAUGGGAUUUAUUGUACAAUUGAUGCAGUUGCUAUAACAUAAAGAGAGGCACAGUCAGGCUCUGUGUCUGUAAAUGGCUUUGUGUCCAUAAAUUUGACUUCCAUAGUGCAUAAAAGGUGGAGAAACCCAAAACUAAUGCAACAGCACUCCAAAGUAACUCAUUCAAUGGGGCAUGCAAAUGAUUUUAUCUUGCUAGUGUGCCAAAUUACAGAUUAGCUACAUUGAAUGGUUGUAUGCUUGAGCUCUCAUUCAUGUAUUACGAACUAACUUAUGUUCUCUUUCACACAUUCAGACAGGAGCAGUGAACAAUGAAUUCUACACAGAUUGUGACCUUUCUCUUGGUUCAACUCUCAGUGUGUGGGGACGCAAGUUUGUCAUUUGCGAUUGUGACAACUUUACACGGGAGUACUACAAGACAAAAUAUGGCAUUGGUAAACAUGACAUCUUAACUCUCGUGAUUCAAUGGUGGCCGUUUAAAGGAAGGGUGACCCUGAAGUAUGCUAAAUUUAGGCAUUGACAGGAAGGCUGAAAUAAGGGUAUAAUAAAUUGAGACAAAAGAGUAGAGAAGUCAACAUUUUUCAAGUGGGUUAGAAGUGAGAGAAUUUUCAGAUAUCUGCUGAAGAACUUUUUAAAAAGAGAGGAGAAAUCUGAUUGGGGGGGGGGGGGGGGGGUGGGGGGGGUGUAGAUGAAAAUGUCAUUAUAUGUCAAAGACUGUUAACAAGUAAAAAUUUGUGAAAACAGUAAUUUUUAGUGUACUUUGAAAUAGUGGCAAAAGUUUGUUGAAAUGUAGUAAAAAUAAUAAUCUUCUAUGCUUUCGAUUACUUUCUAUUCCUGAUUUUUAAAAAAUAUACUUUUUGAUAACGACUGUAUUAAUCUGCACUAAAUAAUAACCCCUGUAUGAAAUCACGUACCGAGCUGGUGUAAACCCAUUGAUUUAGAUCUAUUGUAUAUGGUUAAUUUCUAAAUGUGAGAAUGGAGGGAAAUGUGUAGUAAAUCUGACAUUAUAUGUAUUGUGCAGAGGAUAUGACCCCUGUGACAUACAAACAAGAGAAAGUCACCCAGAUUUCAAAGCAAGCGCCACCCUUCAAUGGAUUUGGCAGUGAGGAAGAUUCCUUAUGCUCCUGCAAUAGUUUGCUACCCAAACCACCAAAGCGAGACUUCGUCAAAUUCAUGGAGCGUGACAGGUGUGGCUUGGAUAGCAAUGUUUUGAGAUUCCUCGCCCAGAUGGUGACCAAGAAACCCAUUGACCAGGGGAGACGAUUUAUCAUCUCCUACUUCCUGUCAGAUGACACAAUCUUGGUGUUUGAGCCUCCAGUUAGAAACUCUGGUAAGUACAGUACUUGAAGCCUUGGCUUUCUUUUCACUCAAUAACAUUUCUUAUAUGUUUACAGUUUUUAACAAAAUGUUUCUUAAAAUUAAAUUAAGAGUUAUUUGAGUUUCAGUUAUGUUCUGUAUUUUUCAUUGUAAUUAAACAUUUGUUUAGUUAUUUAUGAAUUAAUUUGUUUAUGUUAUUUCCUCUAACAUGUGUUGAAAUUGGGAAGAUUUUAAGGUCAUUUAUUUGUGCUGUUGAAUUAAAAUAACAAUUGCUAGUGAAGCUUCUUAAGCUCCAUUACUGAAAGCUAAUCACCCAUCCCAUAGUUUUCUAUGAGUAAAGGACUGUGUUGAAAUGUUGGAUUGGUUAAACAUUGAUGUGAUCCAUGUAUUACUGUACUUAAAAGCCAUAAUAUAAGUAGAAUUCCUUGUAGUAAAAAUAAAUAUAAACGGCUGGAUUUUAGGCAGUUCAGUAAAUUAGCAGCAGCUUAGGAGGGUCUAGCAGUCAGAAAAAGCACCUCAAUGAGUAGAACUUUAAAUUGGCUCACGACAUGGCCAUCAUUGUAUGAUUUAAAAAAAAAAUAUUUUUAAAUGUCCAGGCAUUGUAUGAUUUAAAAAAAAAAUAUUUUUAAAUGUCCAGGCAUUGCCGGGGGCCGAUUCUUAGAGAGGACUCGUGUCAAGAAACCCAACCAGAUGAGGUACAACACAGAACAGUCCGAGUACUACAGCGCCACUGAUCUGUAUGUGGGGGCUCAGGUUGAGUUCAACAACUUUAAGUUUAUCCUCACUGAUGCUGAUGAGUAUGCCUUCAAGUUCAUGGAGGACAACAGCCACGUAGUGAGUACACUCCCAUAGAGAUGAAAAUAGUUUCAUGAAAGCAAUGACUUAAUGUGAAAUAUUUCUGUGAGGGGCAGAUUGUUAUUAAACUGUGAACAUAAAAUCAUUAAGAAUAGAAUAAUUUAAUAAAGAAAAGCUUAUUUAUAAUCAGAUCACUCUGAAAUAGACCAUUUUACUCUAGUCCAUCCUAGUGGUGCUACAGCCCAUUCACGGCUUUGGCUUUCAUCACCACUUUCUUCCACUCAGACCUAACUGAUGCUUUCUUUUCCUUGCUUGGAUUCCUAGCCACUGUAAAUCUUUUUCCACAUUAUCCAUCCAUCCAAGCCUAGGUCAGCCUUUGAAUCAUUUUCCUCUGGGGUUUACGUGGUGCACACUCUACACUCCUCUGUCAUUUUCCUCUUAGAAAUACAUUUUAUUCUUGCAUCGCUUAGUGGCACACAAUAAUAAGUAAAUAGGCUCAAAAGGCUGGAAAACCUUGGGUUUCAAAGGGAAGAAGGAAAUCACUGGUCCUAAUCAACACUUAAUUCUGCAUUUUUUAAAUUCUUUUUGUUUUUAAAAAUGAACAUCACAAAAUAAAAAUUCUUACUGUUUUUGAAAAUCUCAAAACUUGAUAUUCAAUACAAACCUACAAAUGAAACUUUUUAUGCAUUUAAAAAAAAAAAAGUUGAGUCUAUAUAAUUUCCUUCUUUCACCCAAUGACGUUCCUAGAAGAAAGCUUCUUACAUUAUCAGGCACAAAAAUAAAAAUCUUUUUAAAAAAAUACCAGUACCUACUUUUUUGGAGUGAGAAACCACCAUCGUUGUCAUGAAUGUAUUUAAUUGUAAAAGCCUUUAGGAACAAAAAUCAUGUUUCAAUGUCAUCGUUUUGUUUGUUUUCAUCAGUAAUGGUAAAUAAUCAUUGCAGAAUCUGAAAUUGGGGUGAUGAAUGAUGGUCAUUAAAAAAAAAAAUUAAGUUCAACUAUAUAAAAUUGAAAUCUCACAAUGAAGGAAAAACAGCAGUAUUUACCCAUUAUUAUCUGUCUGUUUGUGUUACAGUUUGUGAAAUCCAACAUUGACGCUGUGGUGCAAAAGUUGGCAACCAGGUUGGGCACGAACAAGGAAGACGUACAAGCUUUCUUUGCCAGGACUGAUCCCGCAGGCACUGGUUACCUCCCCUAUGAGAAGUUCAGGGAAAUGGUUCUCACAGUGGAGCCUACGCUCACUGAGCAAGAGGUAGAAUUAUUAACAUCAGUGGUGCAUAAAAUCAAUGGUGCAUAACAUCAGUGGUGCAUAACAUUGUUAGGGAAUUCACCUAUCUGCUUGUUUAAAAAAAAAAAUAUAUAUAUAACACUUCAAAAAUAACUUUUAAAAACUAAAAUAAUAGUGUUAAGAAUGAUUGGCUGUUUUACACUCUUAAAAACUUGUAUGUUCAAUCAUCAUGUAUGACCGGAAAGGGGGUGUGCCUUUUUUGAUUGCACCCUUUCUAAUCAAUAAACUUUAUUCUUUUUGUGCAUCAUUUUAUAUUUUACGCUGAUGGUUUCUUUUAUGUUUAAUGUGUAAAAUUUAAGAGAUACUGAUUAGAGCAAAACUAUCAGGUUAAAACGUUGUUGUUUUUUUCCUUAGAAAUUAUUAAGCCCCCUCACCCGAUAACAAUUUAAAUAUGUGGGGAGCUCCUGUACCUUCAUUACUCUUUAUAUUCAUGUAAAUUAAUUGCUUUCACAAAAUAAAUAUAUUACUGUUAUAUAAUGCAACCUAGAGCAAAUGUGCACUUACUAUACUGUAAAACCAGGCGUGUAAUACCUGAAAUAUGAUGUCAUGUGAAAUUUCUUGGUUUUCAUAUCUAAUUUUAAUGGGCUCAUGGUGUUUUUGACUGUGUUGCUUUAGCCUCAUGACAUUUUUUAAAUCUAAUGCUAUAAAAGACUUGAAUAAAUUACUUAGCUUCCCGAAGCUUCAUAGCUCAUUGAUCAGUUAAAAAUUUGUGUUUUUCAUAACUUUCUUUUUAUUAGAUUAUGACUGUGGCAAGACAAUACAGUGACCGCCGGUCAGAUCUCAUUCUCGACACAGACAAGUUGAUAGCUAUCAUGCAAGAGGAGCUGAGAAAGAAAAACUUUGAAGACUUCAGUGUUUUGGUUGCAUCUUUCAGACAUCAAGACAAAAACUGGUAAGUUCUAUAAUACUAUACGGUACGAUAAACUGAUAAGUUCAACUUUAACUCAAAAUAACUGAUCAGCUGUAUUACACAUUAAACUGGUAAAACCCACAACGCCAUAAUCUUUUACAAAUAUUGAAUUUUCUCAAUUCAUAAAGCACACUCACAAAAAAUUUAAUCCAAUUCAAUUUUUCAGUUCAUGCUUUACAAAACCCAACUACAUUUAUUAUUUUUGUGGAUAAUUUGUUUUUGAAUGCAUCCUGAGUAAACACGAACAAACUUUACUUCAUAUUUCCAGCACUGGAUACCUUGACAGAGAAACCAUCAGGAGGGAGUUUGCUGCCCAACACAUUCCAAUACCUGAAGAUAUGCUCAGAGCUGCACUCUCAGUGUGAGUAGAGUAAGACCUGAGUAGUUAGGACUCCUGUAUAAAAAUGUGACAUUGUGACAACAGUUCAGUGGUAAAACUUUAUGUCUUGGGACAAUAAAUGAAGUAUAUGGAUGAAAUUAUCUUGAUCAUUUUGUAAAAAUACAAGGCUUGAUUACUUUCUAAAAUUAACAAAAUAUAUUUGUCACAUAAAACUACUGAAAGUUUAAUGAAAUUAUAAAGUUGAAUUCUUAAUAAAUCUUUAAAAUAUGGGCUCAAAAAAUUGAUUGUGCCAACAUUUUUGGAAAGACUAGCAACAAACAGCAUUUGUUCCCAUACAAAUCUUCUCAAGUAAAUGUCAGCAAGCCAAUUUUUAAGUUAUUUAUAUUAAAUAAUGAUGGAAAAGUUUAUUACACAACCUCCAACAUUUUAAGAAGCUUUAUAGUUAAAUUGUAAAAGAAAUAAAUCUAUUUACUAAUUUAUGUCUUUUUAAUUUGGAUUAAGUCUCAGCUAGUUUUAAAAAUAUAUUCUUAACUUUUAUUCCUCCCAUUUAUAUCCUCAAACACAAGUUUUCACAUUUUUUUUUUUUUUUAAAUCCAGGGCCAAAACAGCUGAAAACAACAAUGAAUUAGUCUUGUAUGAAGACUUCAUCAAUUCUCUUAACUGGAGGGACCACCCAGUCCUGUCAAUUCAGUAUCAGCCUGUUGUUGUAGAUGAGACCUGGUGUGGCACUAAACCACAGAACCAGAUCAGCAAUGUCAACUACAGGCCUCUGCUGCAGAGGAUCUUCGGAGACAUGCAAGAUAGGCCAGAAAUUACUCCUUAGGAAUUUUUCAAAAAUAAAACUAAAAUGGAAGCCAGAGCAUAUUUCAAGGCUUCUGCCUUGAUCUUAUUUCAAAACUACAACUUAUUUUUAAAAAACUGAAUUGGGAUUAGGUGACUUAACUUAUAUUUACUAUUGUUUACGCUGUGGUCCCAAUUUCGAAUGCAUAAAAUAUAUAUCAAGUUUCUUAAUGAAAGAAACAGAAUAAAAUAAUUAUAUGUGUGGUAUAAUGUUUUUACAAUGUAAAAAGAAAAAAUUGACAUUCGUUAACUCCAAGAUGUUCAAAAAAGUGAUUAGCAUAUGUACUAUUACUAUCAGUAUUUUUCUGAAGAUUUUAUUUUAAAAAAUUAAGAGGUUACAUAUUUAAAAAUAAUUAUGUUAAAUGAAAACACAAAAAUAACUUUGUUAUGAAAAAUCUGGCUGUGAUAAUUUUAAAAAAAAAAAAAAUUAACCCUUGUCCAAUGUCUAAUUUAUCAAUGUGUAAGUACAGUUGAGUUUCACUUUGAACAGAAUCUGAAUUUUUCAUUUUAUUUUGAAUAAAGAAAAUUUACUUGAGGAUGCAAAUUUGCCAGUAGUGGGAAUUAAUCAGCAUUCUUUGACGAUUUUUGUUUGAUUUUGUUAUAUAUAUAUAAUAUAUGUAUAUGAACAUCAUUUUAAACAAAAUUUUCCUAAAAUAAGAUUUAAAUGAUAAAUUAUGUUAAUGUCAAAGCCAAGAUUUUUUUCCUCCAAAAACACGUCAAUUUAUACAUAUUUACAAUUUAACAUUAAAUAUUUUUUAAUAAACAUUUAUAUACAUUUUAUCACCCUUUCACGUUGUGUUUAGAACAUUCUAAUUUAAAAAAUGUUUAGUAUUCUUAUUGAGUUUUUUUUUUUUUUAUAAGCUAAGAUUGUUUUCAGUUUAGUAUUUUUUCUUAUUUUAUUAAAAUUUUCUUAUUGCAUUUUUAAACAUUCUAAUUUAAAAAAUGUUUAGUAUUCUUAUUGAGUUUUUUUUUUUUUAUAAGCUAAGAUUGUUUUCAGUUUAGUAUCUUUUCUUAUAUUAUUAAAAUAUUCUUAUAGCAUUUUUAAAAAUCAGUGACAAAGAUACAAUUUAUUCACAGAACCUCUUCUUUUAAAAUGUUGUUAACAAAUAAAUUUAAAAAUAAUGAGAGGAAUAAAAUUUUUAAAAACAUUUGGCAUUGCAUUUUGAAUGUUGUUUAUAUAAUUAUAUGAAACAAAAAUCACAUUUAUUAUUAUUUAUCCUGGUAGCCCAAAAGGUCUUAAACACUAAAAACAAUAAUCAGUAAAUUGGCAAACUAGAAAGAUUUCAAGGAGAGGGACAAUUUUAAUAUGUGCUUAAUGAGUAUUCAAAAAGCAUCUGUUGUUAGUUUUCUUUUUAUGAAAUUAACAAUUAAAUCUAGAGUCUCUAAUCAUUUAUCUUAGAUCAGAGUUGGAUUCUAAAAAUAUUACACACACACCUCUUCUGAUUUCCUUGGAAAACUGAGCCAAAAUUUAUAAUUUAUUGCAAGAACACAUUUUGUUUACAGAUAGACAUUUUAUGUACUAUUAUUACUAUUAUUAUUAUUAUUGAUAGAUCAAAGAGAUUCCCAUUGAAUAGUGUGAUUAGA
This is a messenger RNA of Lymnaea stagnalis (great pond snail), 10256 nucleotides long. Lineage: Eukaryota; Metazoa; Mollusca; Gastropoda; Lymnaeidae. The record is from the annotation of a GenBank genome assembly.